AUGUGGGCAAGUCCUAUCCUAGCGCAACGCUUUUCGCCCUUUUUGGAUCCUCCGGUGCAAAGAGACAGAUGCGUGGCACUCCAGGCAACCCGGACGAGGGCGAGGAAAUAUACCGGGGACAUCUGGAGGGAUCCGCAGCUGGGUCGUUGGGUGUCGGCUGAAGGUCCAUCGCUGAUACUUCUUCAGGGCAAUUCCCAGUCAAUUGAUCGCUUGGAGCGCUUCAGCAUCGAGAUCACCAAGCAUUUGGAGCGGCAAUGCCCCGUAGCCUACAUCCUGAGCAGUUUCAUCGAGUUGGACGAACCCAAUCUCUUGCGGCAACUUGCCAUUCAAAUUCUCCAGCAUGUUUCUUUACGAGACCCGGCUCCUUUUCUCGUGGGCAUUGUCUCCCAAUUCUCUGCGGCUACAGGUUGGCAAGAUUGGUUCGUUAUCCUGAAACAUGUCUGUUCGUUCCUCUCCAAUUUGUCCAUAAUAGUCGACUGUGGCGCCAUUCACCACUCUUCUGCAAGUGAGGCACGAUGGGCAACCCAAUUCCAGGCCCUUUGCGACGGCUUUGGCCAAAGAGAACGAAAGAUUAACUUGCGAGUGAUGCUUCUUGGAUGUCGACCGUUCGUGUUAAGGUCAAAUACGACAACUAUCAUUUCCGUUGAGCAGGUCAAGCCACCCCCAGCAUUCCAUCGGCAACUGCCUUCGAGUGACCAGUAUACACUUUGCGAAUCCAUUCCCGUUUGUAAUUCCACUUGUACAGCUCACGAAAUGAACGAUUUAGAUAAUGUCAGCAUGAGACCAAAGAGCACAGCGCAUUGUGAUGAUGAGAAGACUACCAGAACGACCGGAGGGGUUGUAGGCAAAGCAGCCAAGGAGACCUAUUCUUCGAGAACAGCCAUGGAUUUCAUGGUCAGAGACCGUGACUAUACCUUCUUUGCAAACCCUCUGCCAAAGUUUCCACCGGAGAGUCGACGAGACAUCGAGACUGCCAUCAUCUGCGCCUUGACAUUAGAAGCCGAUGCUGUCGAGGCAGUCUUUGACAAUUAUUGCGAUGCGAGUAGUUACGGCAAGCUUGAGGGCGACACGAACGCGUAUUCAAUCGGACUGAUUGGCCGUCACUGCGUGGUUCUUGUCCAUAUGCCAAGCAUGGGGAAAAGCAAUGCUGCCACAGUGGCGGCAAAUUGCCGAGCUACUUUCCCAGAGAUCAGGCUGGCCUUGCUGGUAGGCAUUUGCGGCGGCGUUCCGUUGGUGAAUGGUGCAGAGAUUCUCCUUGGGGAUGUUGUUAUAAGUGAAGGCAUCAUCCAAUACGAUUUUGGGAGGCAAUAUGCCGAUGGAUUCAGAAGGAAGAGCGGUCCCUUUGAUACUACCAGCAAGCCGACAGCGGAAAUCAGGAGCCUUCUAUCCAAGGUCAAGGGCCUGAGGGGCCACAAGAGACUCAAGGACAGGACACGACAUCACAUCAGCGUCCUCCAAGACAGACUCGGGAGCUGGGCAACGUAUCCAGGGAUUGCCGAAGAUCAACUUUUUGAGCCAACGUAUCGCCACAAACACCGAAAGCCACUGGCUUGCCCCGGCUGCGUGGAUAUCGGUGGUGAUGUCAGCAGGGCGUGUGAGCUUGCCCGGAUCUCAACCUGCGAGACUCUCAAGUGUGACCCUGGCAGGCUGAUUGUUCGACAGCGGCAUGCAGCAAUAAACUCCCAACGGGUCACAAGAGGCCAAGAAGUCGCACAGUCUCUUGUACACUUUGGCCUGUUUGCCUCUGGUGAUAGAGUGAUGAAGUCUGCGGAGGAUCGUGACAAGAUCGCAAAAAGCGAAGGCAUCAUCGCAUUCGAGAUGGAGGGCGCCGGCGUUUGGGACACGUUCCCCUGUCUGAUAAUCAAGGGAAUAUGUGACUACUCCGACAGUCACAAGAACAAGAAAUGGCAACGUUAUGCAGCUGUCACUGCGGCUGCAUGCUUGAAGGCUUUCCUAGAGGAGUGGGCCACGCACGACAAGUUGUACGAAGCUGGAGAGACGUCAAUUACGAGGGGUUAUGUCCGCUCGAGUAUCAGCGAACAAACUGCUUCACAAAGCCUGACGUAG
Messenger RNA from Metarhizium album ARSEF 1941, 2067 nucleotides. RefSeq names its product Nucleoside phosphorylase domain protein. NCBI's taxonomy places the organism in Eukaryota, Fungi, Ascomycota, Sordariomycetes, Hypocreales, Clavicipitaceae. Gene Ontology annotation, biological process: nucleoside metabolic process. Bases 1 to 2067 code for a protein of 688 amino acids. Gene Ontology annotation, molecular function: catalytic activity. The record is from RefSeq and is a predicted model, not a curated record. The transcript is spliced from 2 exons.